Molecule: messenger RNA, 4423 nt
Organism: Oreochromis aureus
Lineage: Eukaryota; Metazoa; Chordata; Actinopteri; Cichliformes; Cichlidae
Gene: stx3b
Product: syntaxin 3A
Exons: 11
Coding region: 386-1252 (288 amino acids)
Biological process (GO): synaptic vesicle fusion to presynaptic active zone membrane; exocytic insertion of neurotransmitter receptor to postsynaptic membrane; intracellular protein transport
Cellular component (GO): postsynapse; plasma membrane; endomembrane system
Molecular function (GO): SNAP receptor activity; SNARE binding
Source: RefSeq, a predicted model, not a curated record
GUGCGUUUUAGAAUGAUUACUGGUAGCCAGCGGAGAAACAGAUUAUACGGCUCCACACAACUGUUGUUUUAAUCCCCUGAGCGAGGAGAUUUAGCAAGAAAAAACACUGGCUUCAAAUCCAGCAGCCAUAUUGUAUGGAAAAGCGACGGAAAGACUCCUGUUUUCAGAAAAAAGUCGUUUUCUCAGGCACAUCUGUCAAGACUUUUGGGGAGUUUAAUUUUCUGCCUUACUGGCGGUGGGUCUCUGUUGCACAGCUAGCUUGGCAGCUGGCUGAGAAAUUGGGAGAUUGGGACUAGUUUUUUUUUUUUUUUUUUUUUUUUAAACCUUUUUGCACAAUAUUGUGUUUAUUUCUUAAUUUUAAUACUGUGAAGCUAACCGCCUAAAAAUGAAGGACCGAUUGGAGCAGCUUAAAGCGGUGUGUGAUCAAGAUGAUGAUGACGUGGAGAUUGCUGUGGACAACGCAGGCUUCAUGGAUGAGUUCUUUUCGGAGAUCGAGGCAAUCAGAAACAAUAUUGAUAAAAUCGAUGAGAACGUGACAGAAGUGAAAAAGCUUUACUCUGUCAUCUUGUCUGCUCCCACAUCAGAUCAGAAAACACAGGAGGAUUUGGAGGCGAUCACCAAUGACAUAAAGAAGUUGGCCAACGGUGCAAGGAACAAACUCAAGACCAUUGAGAGAAAUCUGGAGUCGGAAGAGCAGGAGAGGGUGUCGGCUGACACGCGGAUACGUAAAUCACAGCAUGCAGUGCUGUCUAGGAAGUUUGUGGAGGUGAUGACAAAGUAUAAUGAAGCUCAGGUGGAUUUCCGGGAGAGGAGUAAAGGACGUAUUCAGAGACAGCUCGAGAUCACUGGAAAAGCAACUACGGAUGAAGAACUAGAGGAGAUGUUGGAGGGUGGUAAUGCUGCUGUGUUCACUGCAGGGAUUAUAGACUCGGGGAUCUCCAAACAAGCCCUGAAUGAGAUUGAAGCCAGACACAAAGACAUCGUCCGUCUGGAGAGUAGUAUUAAGGAGCUGCACGAUAUGUUUGUAGACAUCGCCAUGCUGGUCGAGAGCCAGGGUGACUUGGUAGAAAACAUAGAGCAGAAUAUAGCCAAGUCGGUGGACCACAUAGAAGCAGCAAAGGAACAGACCAAAAAAGCUGUAAGGUAUCAGACCAAAGCACGCAAGAAACUGGUGAUAAUAAUUGUGAUUGUGGUGAUCUUGGUGAUCAUAGUGGCUCUGGCAAUCGGGUUGUCAGUGGGAUUAAAGAAAUGAUGAUGAGUUAUUUGAGUAAGAGAAGCGCUAAGGAAGAUCAUCAUUAUUUCUGUGGUCUGUGCCGUGGUUCUUCUCAUUAUCCUCAUCAUCAUCCUCACCCAGACACUAUAGGGCUGAUCGCUGCCAUCAUCUCAUCAUCUGUGUAUUCAACAUCCUCACCGUUAGUCAUCAGCCUGCCUGCAGAAGGAAAAACUGAUCCUGAUCACUCCAUAUGGGCAUAAGAAUAUUAAAGUGCAGAUAUUUUCAAUCGAAUAAAACACACUGAGGUCUCCCUCACUUUUGGACAAUUGAGGAUGCUCUGCUGCAAAAGAGGAAACAAGACCAAAGCUGACAUAUGAGGUACAUUGUCUAUUGUACCUCUGUGAAGGCGAAAAGGGAAUUGGGAAAUAAAACAUCACUUCAGUGUCACUAAACAUUUCACUGUUCAACAUUUGCUGCCAAAGAAUCAGCUGGGAAGCAUUUGUCAUCUGAAAGCUUUCAGAAGCACAUAAACUCCCUGAUUUUUUUUUUUUUUUUUUUUUUUUUUUUUUUGGAGCAUUGACAUGAUUUUAUGAUUGAAAAUCUCCCCAGUGAAUUUUCACUGCUGUGGGAUUUCUUUGUUGUUGUUGUUGUUGUUGUUGUUGUUGUUGUUAGGAUUUGGGGAGUUCCAGCACUUUAACAUUUCCAAAUGCAUAACUCAGAUAUCUGUAAUUAUCACUGGUUGUUUAAAAAAACAAAACAAAAACAAAUGUGAAGGAUUGCACUUAUGGGAACACAUUUCAUGAACUUACAGGCGCGUGUGAUGAGCUGAAAUUUGAUCCUUUUCACAACCCAAACCAAAGCUUUUACAUGUAUAGACACAGUUACUCCUCCUGUUAAAGUGCUGUAGAAAUAUUUCAAUGCCAAAGGAUUUUUAGAGAGUCUAGUAGUAACACUAGUGGUUUGUUUCCCAUAAGUGCCAGAAUAGUCUUUUUGUAUUUAUUGUACUAUUCUAAGACAUGUUGCUUAUGUUGUCACAUACAAAUGGGCACUCUGUAAAGUAUCCUUGGCUAGUCUUGUCUUACUACUGGGAAAUGCCUUAACAGGCAUAUUUUAGGUUUUACUACUGAGUUGCCAGUUUUAGACACAGCCCUGCAGUACAUCUGAUGUUUGCGAAGGUGAUAAUGUUCAGUUUUUGUUUACACAGCCUUAGAGAUGUAAUGGUUUGACGUUUUUAAACAUCGCGGAGGCUGUAUGUGUGCUGCUCUUUACUUCAUAGGUGUGUCUAAUAUUUAGACUGUCCUCAUUAGUGAAUGUGGGGGGUGGGGACAAUAUUACAAACACCUCUUACUGUAACCAGUUCAUCCGCACCACAAAGUACGUCCUCCAAAAAGCCCAACGAGUCUUAAUGAACAAUUUAAACUAAAAUGAACAUUAUACCUCCUUUUUUUUAAUUUAAAGAAGUCAUUUUAAUGUAAAUAGAAAACUUGUAUUUUCAAAAAAAGACAAAAGCAUGAAUGCACAAGACGACAGGAUUUUUGCAGGGCUGUGUAUUAGAUCACAUUAGCUUAAGCAACGUGUACCUCCCUGUUGAAUUCAGUAAUGGUUGUCUGUCAUCAUUUCAUUCAUUUCAUUUCAUGUUGAGGUAAAGACAAUCUUUGGAACUGACAGUUUACCAAACCAAAGUGCACUGGUUGUCAUUUAGUGGCUUUAACAGGGUAAUUAAAGCACGUGAUUCCAGCCGUACACAAAAACAAUACCAACCAGUCAUGAGGAGAAGCCCUGACAUAAGGGGGUAGGCCGAUUUCAGUAAAACAAUGUUGCAAUUUAAGCAUGAAUUACAUUUUAAACUGUGGUUUUGUAUGAAGCACUUGAAAUUGAGAAUCCCGGAGCAUCAUCAUCAUUUAGGGGCACAAUCUAUUUUAUUUGAGCCGUUGGGACAGACUGGAACAUAAGAGAAAAUUGAAGCUUUUUUACCUGUGUAAAUGUCAAUGAUUUUAUCAGAAAUUAAAGAUUUUAUGUGUUAAAUUACCCAGUGUUUAUUUGUCGUGUUUGACUUGCAGAAAUGGAAUUAUCUAACUGAAUUUGACUGCUCGUUGCAAAGUGGUGUAUGUGUGUUUUAUUGGAGUGUAGUAGCUGCUGUCAGCAUGUUAACCACAGUGUUGCAAAGUACAGCUUUUAAAGCCUGGUGCACACGUGUCAAAAAAGGGGGGUAAGUUGUUUCACCUUUCCUGUCUCUUUACACACACAGUUGCACACAAACCUCUAUGACCCUUUGUUCUGCUUUUGCUCAAUUGUUUCCUCAAACCAGUGUCGAUCAAUGUUGAUAAUUGCGUUGGCUUGCAAAGUAAAGCCCGAUUCCUCUCUUUGUUGUCUGACUGUGCGUUUCUGAUUGCAUCUUCAGAAAAAGAUGAUGAUUACAUUGUGCUGUGCCAUCAUUGGGAUCGUUGGGUUCUCCUAUCUCUACAGCUUCUUCUCAUAAAAAAUGUUCUACACAGGUAAAAAAACACCUGCAUCAGCCUUUCAGUGCUAUUGUUUAUGCGGACUCUCUGAAUGCUUAAAGACUGCAUUUCUUUUGUCUCUGUGUGGUUUUUCUAGGCACGAAGGAUUUCUCCAAAAUUAGGAAUAUUUCCUUGAUGCUCCUUGACCCCACCCCCCACCCCCUUAUUUAUAUACAAUAAAAUAUUUAAAAACAAAAAACCACAUUCGUCCCGUUCACUUUCCCUUUUAUUAUUAAUUGAAAUGUAAACCAUUUUCUUGCUGUAUGAAGUGUUUGAAAUGUAUUGUGUGUAGAUGUCUCAGCCUGACUGUUCACAGCCAGGUGACUUGACAUGUGAUUUGUAAUCGUAUACUCUAGCGCCUCCUGGUGGUGCAUCAAGGGAAAACCCCAUAUUUAGAGAAAUUAUCAAUUUCAGGAGAAAAUAGAACUUCGGAAGACAACAUUUUAAUCAUUUUCUUUUCUUUCUUUUUUUUUUUAUCUAUAUAUUCGAUUAUUUUACUGUCUCGGUUCCAAAAUGAUCUGUUCCAAAGUGUCCAGUUUAGUGGUAUUUUCUGGCCUGUUUGUCAUAAUUAUGGUUAAAAAUGUGCGUGACUUUGUUGUGUGUGAGAUCUGUCUGAUGUGGUUUUCCGUAACAGCGGCUGUCAGUCUCUCACUGGCUGUGUGUUGUCUCAGUAAAGCCUGUUAUGUAAUAAAAUUUCUGUGCGUUACACCGA